GAGUGUGUGUGUGUGUGAGUGUGUGUGUGGUUGGGGGGAAUAGAGACAGCUUGCAUCUCUCAUCCUGUGCUCUCUGGAUCCCAGCUUGCUGUUUGCUGGGGAGGAGAGGGAGGAAACACAUUUUGCUCCCUGCAAAACGGCUUUAUUUAUUUUUGGGACGAACCUCCAGCCUUUCCCCAGGGUGGGGAGAGCUCAAAACAGCAAAUUCUGAUCCGAACCCGGGAGCUCAGCUGCUGCCUCAGAAGCAAGAGAGGAGGGAAAAUCGGCCUUCUUCGGGCAGGGACUGACCCCAGGACUGCCAGAGACGAGGGGGUUCGUCUGACGGUGUCCUUCUCCUCCUCCUCCCCCCUCCCCACCCUCACCCCCCACGGUAUUUUUCUCCUUCUCGCUUUCAUGCUCAUCUCCACAUGAAGGGAAGACUCCCUGCGGACAGCAUGGCAUGAGCCCGGAGCCGGCGCGUGAGAGUGAGCGUGGAAGAUGUCGAACCAGAGCGACGGCAACACCAAGCCCCCAUGCUUGCCCCGCAAUGGCCUGGUAAAGCUCGCCAGCCAGCCCAACGGCCUCAGCUCUGCCAGCAUCACCAAAGGGACUCCGGCCGUGAAGAACCGCCUCUGCCAGCUGCCCCCUGUGCCUGCCCUCACCAGCCCGGCCUUCCCAGUGCCCCCCGAACGACCCCUGCCCAGCCUGGCGUCCCCCCUCUCCUUGGCUGCCUUGGCAGGGGGGCCGUGCCCCUCCUCCGAGCCCCUUGCAGCUGGACUAUCCUCUGGUGAGAACCCGGGCCAGGCUCCUGCAUCCCCCACAGAGAGGCAGCCCUUGGCGGUGGAUGAGAAGAUCCUCAAUGGCCUCUUCUGCUACUUCUCAGCCUGCGAGAAGUGUGUGCUGGCCCAGGUGUGCAAAGCCUGGCGGAGGGUGCUCUACCAGCCCAAGUUCUGGGUGGGCCUCACCCCGGUCCUGCACGCCAAGGAGCUGUACAACGUGCUCCCUGGCGGGGAGAAGGAGUUUGUGAACUUGCAGGGCUUCGCCACGAGGGGCUUUGAUGGCUUCUGCCUUGUGGGCGUCUCGGACCUGGACAUUUGUGAAUUCAUUGACAACUACUCCCUGUCAAAGAAAGGUGUCAAGUCCAUGAGCCUCAAGCGGUCUACUAUCACCGACGCUGGCCUGGAGGUCAUGCUGGAGCAGAUGCAAGGGGUGGUUCGCCUGGAGCUGUCCGGUUGCAAUGACUUCACCGAGGCCGGCCUGUGGUCCAGCCUCAACGCCCGAAUCACUUCGCUGAGCGUCAGCGACUGCAUCAACGUGGCCGACGACGCCAUCGCCGCCAUUUCGCAGCUGCUGCCCAACCUGGCCGAGCUGAGCCUGCAAGCGUACCACGUGACGGACACGGCCCUGGCCUACUUCACGGCCAAGCAGGGCUACACCACCCACACCCUGCGGCUGCACUCGUGCUGGGAGAUCACCAACCACGGCGUGGUCAACAUGGUGCACAGCCUGCCCAACCUGACCUCCCUCAGCCUCUCGGGCUGCUCCAAGGUGACGGACGACGGCGUGGAGCUCGUGGCCGAGAACCUGCGCAAGCUCCGCAGCCUCGACCUGUCCUGGUGCCCCCGCAUCACCGACAUGGCGCUGGAGUACAUCGCUUGUGACCUGCACAAACUGGAGGAGCUGGUGCUCGACAGGUGUGUCCGAAUCACAGACACUGGGCUCAGCUACCUGUCCACCAUGUCUUCACUCCGAAGCCUCUACCUACGAUGGUGCUGUCAGGUGCAGGACUUUGGGCUGAAACACCUCUUGGCCAUGAGGAGUUUGCGCCUCCUCUCUCUCGCAGGCUGUCCCCUGCUGACCACCACGGGGCUCUCUGGCCUGGUGCAGUUGCAGGAACUGGAAGAACUGGAACUGACCAACUGCCCUGGAGCCACCCCUGAGCUCUUCAAGUAUUUCUCCCAGCACCUCCCCCGAUGUCUGGUCAUAGAGUAGGGGCCGGGCCGGGUUCGGCCCCAUCCACCUUGGGACUUGACCCUUCUUGCCCCACUCAGCUUCCUCCCUUCUCCAUUCAGUUUCAUUGUCCCAUAGGGACCUGGGUCAUACUCCACACAGGACCUAGGAGGCCUAGGGACCCAGCCUAGCUUCCCCCCCACUCCACCAUUGCUCUGCCCUCACCAUCCUCUGCGUCAACUUGCCAACUAACUCAAGCCAGGAAUAACUAAGGGGGGAAAGAGGAGGGCAGCUGGCUUCCCUGGUUCGGGCCAGUAGCUGGAGAGAGCGAUGGAGAGCUAGGGAGAGUGGUUCUUCCUCUCGGCUAGGCUUGGAAGGAUGGGCAGCGCUGGGGCCCCGCUUCCCCCACUCACACACCGCUGCUCAGACGCUCAGGAGCAACUUGAUCAUCCCCCUACUGCUGCUUCCACCCCUCCAUCCCUGGGGUAGGACAGAGGCAGCUUUAGGUGGUGGGACAGCAUUUAUCCCUGGUGGUCCCAAAGAAUCUGGGACCACCGCUUCGGGGCAGGAAGGA
Antechinus flavipes (yellow-footed antechinus) is the source of this 2503-nucleotide messenger RNA. RefSeq names its product F-box and leucine rich repeat protein 16 (gene FBXL16). Gene Ontology annotation, molecular function: protein binding. The record is from RefSeq and is a predicted model, not a curated record. The transcript has 6 exons. Gene Ontology annotation, biological process: SCF-dependent proteasomal ubiquitin-dependent protein catabolic process. The coding region runs from base 478 to 1971 and encodes 497 amino acids. Gene Ontology annotation, cellular component: SCF ubiquitin ligase complex. NCBI's taxonomy places the organism in Eukaryota, Metazoa, Chordata, Mammalia, Dasyuromorphia, Dasyuridae.